Capsella rubella is the source of this 1625-nucleotide messenger RNA. RefSeq names its product endoglucanase 23. Lineage: Eukaryota; Viridiplantae; Streptophyta; Magnoliopsida; Brassicales; Brassicaceae. The record is from RefSeq and is a predicted model, not a curated record. The transcript has 5 exons. Bases 50 to 1531 code for a protein of 493 amino acids. Gene Ontology annotation, molecular function: hydrolase activity, hydrolyzing O-glycosyl compounds. Gene Ontology annotation, biological process: carbohydrate metabolic process.
GCAAAAACAACAAAAUCUCACCAAGUCCUAAUUAAUAUUUUAGAAAAAAAUGAAACCAUCGAUUUACUUUGUAACGGUUUUCAUACUUGUCAUUGUCAGUCUACCAACGGCGAUCCCUCACGACUACUCCGACGCUCUUAGAAAGUCAAUCCUCUUUUUCGAAGGUCAACGCUCUGGUCGUCUUCCAAAACAACAAAGGAUGGCGUGGCGAGGUGACUCCGCACUCAACGACGGCAGAAACCUAAAUACCGACCUCGUUGGUGGUUACUACGACGCCGGAGACAACGUUAAGUUUCAUUUCCCGAUGGCAUUUACGGCCACGAUGCUUGCUUGGAGUUCUAUUGACUUCGGGAGUUACAUGUCUCCGAAUGAUUUCGGACAUAACCUCGUAGCUCUCAAGUGGGCCACCGAUUAUCUCCUCAAGACCGUUUCACAACUCCCUAAUCGCAUUUUCGUCCACGUAGGUGAAGCACAACCGGACCAUAAUUGUUGGGAAAGACCGGAAGAUAUGGACACGCCACGAACCGCUUUCGCCUUAGACGCACCACUUCCAGCUUCCGAUUUAGCGGGAGAAAUCACAGCAGCUUUAGCAGCGGCUUCGAUUGCAUUCAAACAAGCAAAUCCAACAUAUUCCAAAAUAUUACUCGAUAAAGCCAUACAAACGUUUCAGUACGCAGAUUCUCAUCGCGGUUCUUAUACCGAUAAUCCGGCAGUACGCCAAGCCGCUUGCCCUUUUUACUGUAGUGUUAAUGGAUAUAAGGAUGAGUUGCUAUGGGGAGCUGCGUGGCUAAGAAGAGCAACAGGCAUAGAUUAUUACCUGACAUACUUAGUGAACAAUCGUCAAGCUUUUGGUGCAGAUUUCAAUUACUUGGAGUUUGGCUGGGACAACAAAGUCGGGGGUGUUAAUGUUCUAAUUGGCAAGGAAGUAUUUCAGAAGAAUGUGUCUGCGUUGGCAGCAUAUAAAGAUACGGCAGAGAAAAUGAUGUGCGCAUUUUUGCCGGAAACCACCGGUCCACACAUGAGUUACACUCCCGGCGGUCUCCUUUACAAGCAUGGAGGCACCCAACUCCAGAACACAGCUGCACUAUCUUUCCUCCUCCUUACCUAUGCAGAUUACCUCUCUAGUUCCUCUCAGCAACUCAGCUGUGGUAACCUCAAGUUUCAACCAGACUCUCUUCGCCGCAUUGUCAAAAGACAGGUAGACUAUGUUUUGGGAGAUAAUCCAAUGAAGUUGUCAUACAUGGUUGGGUACGGUGAGCAGUACCCGCGAGAGAUCCACCACCGUGGCUCGUCUAUACCGUCUGUCACCGUUCAUCCAAAUGCCAUCGGGUGCUUACCAGGAUGGAGUAUCUUCCAUUCACCCAAUCCAAACCCCAACAUUCUUAUAGGAGCGGUGAUUGGCGGACCCGAAGAAGAUGAUAAAUUUAUUGGAGGUCGGGAUCAUGCUGAAGAGACGGAACCCACAACGUACAUCAAUGCACCUUUUGUUGGUGUCUUUGCCUACUUUAAAAGCAACCCUAACUUCGCUUGAUUUUCGUUUCUUUUCCAAAUUUGUAAUAUCAUAUAUGAAAAAUGCAAACGUACGUACAUAUAUAUUAUUGAUGGAAUUAUAAGUAUGCAUCUCA